GUUCAUUUUCCCCCCAAAAUACUUUUACAGAGAAGAAAUAAAGCAAACAACAUAACUCAGAGAGAUGGGGAAUUGCCAAGCAAUUGAUAAUGCAGCUUUGCUAUUACAACAUCCAAAUGGCAAAGUUGAAAAGCUCUAUUCAUCAGUCACUGCUCACCAAAUCAUGAAAAUCAAUGCCGGUCACUAUGUUUCUCUUCUUCUCACCACCACCACCACCACAACCACCGCCAACAACAAUAACACGCCGGUACGAGUUAGGCGAAUAAAGCUUCUCAAACCUAAUGAUUCACUUGUUCUUGGUCAGAUUUACAGACUAGUUACUGCUCAAGAGGUAAUGAAAGGAUUGUGUGCGAAGAAGUAUGCGAAGCUGAAGCAGUUAGAAUAUUCAUGUGAAAAAUUGACACAAAAAUCAAAUUGGAAUCCUGGAUCUGUUCCGGAGAACUCUAAACAGGUUAAACAGGAAAAACAUAGAAACUCAACAGGUGCAAGAUGCAGAGCAUGGCAUCCUUCAUUACAGAGCAUAUCAGAAGCUGCUUGCUGAUUUGGGAUGAUUCUAUUAUUUCAUUAAUUAAACCAAUUUUCGUGCACCUCGAUCAGUUCCACGAGAUACCCUCACCGCCUUUUUUUUUAAUCACAUGUAUAGCAAAAGAGAAAAGAAAAAAAAGAGGAAGAGAUUUCUCACAUUUUAAUUUUUGAAUCAUUUGUUCAAUUGGAAUUAUUGUAGCAUGUAGGCUUUGUUGUAUGCACCAAAGUUUGUGUACUUGAAGUACUACUAUUAAUUUGAUAAAUCUAAUGGACUUUAGAACAUUUAUUUGAG
Molecule: messenger RNA, 817 nt
Organism: Solanum pennellii
Lineage: Eukaryota; Viridiplantae; Streptophyta; Magnoliopsida; Solanales; Solanaceae
Exons: 3
Coding region: 65-541 (158 amino acids)
Source: RefSeq, a predicted model, not a curated record